UAGUUUAUCCAUCAUGGCCGUCACGUCCCUACGCUUGUGUGCCGAUCGCAUUUCCCGUUAACAACGAUUAGGGAUAUAAAAAUAAAAAUAAAAUAUAAAAAUAAUAACAACAACGGUAAUGCAAUAAUCGCAAAACUAAAAAGACGAAUUGCUACGACGGUGACUUUAAAACGGAGUGCGUACGGUUUUUAGUUAUCUCGUUUAUUUUUCCGUUGAUUAUGCGCUCAUUGCGAUUGUCCGACCGCUGUUUGUCGCGCGUACGUUGAACAGUGCAGUUUUUUGUGCGUGUCGAUGGGAUCAGGCCCCGAAAGCCAUGAAGCCGUACGACAAAUCAAACUCUUUUAUGAAAAGGGUCACGAAACGCGUGUCCGAAUACAUACCUGGAAUGACGUGGAUGAAUACCCUGAUCAACGAUGCGCAGACCGAUGAUGACCCUACGUCAAUGACCGAAAACGACGAUCAACCCCCAGUGAAGAAACUGUGCACAUCUAAUAACUCAUUUACAAACACCAAAUACCCGCCUACUAAUUCAACUGACAACCACAGGGGUUCAAAUGUGAAUGUCCUUUUACCAGAAAUAUCUGCCGUUACUUGUAUACCAAGUACAAGUAAACAAAGUCCAAAAUUUAUAAGCCAAUCAAGUUCUUCCUUACAAACUCAUGAUGUUGGUAAUAGAAGUUCUCUUAAAAGAAAAUCUGAUGUGGUAGAUUUGUCAAAUAUUAACAGACCAAGUUCAAAAACAGCUUUCAAUUUUGCUUCAUCAACACCCACAAUAGUUACAGCAAAUAAGCAACCAGUUACAAUAAAUUUAAAAAGAUCAUUAAAUUUAAGUAAAUCAUCUACUUGUAAUGAAUUUUUAACACCAACUUCAUCUAAACUGAUUAAGCCAAGGGAAAAUGAAUCACAUCAACAAUCUUCAUUAAAAUUUCAUGAAACAUCGACAAACCACAUACCCUCAGCAUCAUUUAGAUGGGAUACAUUUGUCAAUUAUGGAGAAUUGUCAGAGCGCCAAAAAUUAUUUGCCCAAAAGUCACCUUUAAAUUGUUCUCAAGUUAUGUAUGGGGGCAGUUCUGCACGUUCAAGCUUAUCAAAAAUUUUAGGUAAUACUCCACCAAUUCAUAGAAAAGCAGUGAUACCAAUAUCUUCUACAAAUAAUAGUGAAAUUAGAACAACCUCAUCUAUUCUCUUGGAACAUAUUUCUACUAAGAACAAGGAAAUUGAAGAAAAUAAAUUUAUUAUUCAACCUAAAGUGCACCAAAGGCAUAAAGCAGUUCAAAAAACCGUACCUAUUAAAGUAGAAUCCACAGUCAAAAUUGUUGAAACAACACCUGAGAAAGUUGAUUGCAAAUCCAGUGAAAUCUCAUCAAAUUAUUCUGGCCGAGUUGAUUCAAAUACUACAAGAAAACUUCGAGUGAAUCUUUCAAAAAAAGGCCGUGUUCUUAAGUCUGAUGAACUUGAAAUGCCCGCUGAAGUCAAUUUGCCUAAGGUUUCUCUAGCAAUGACUUCAUUGCCAAGUAUCAAUUUGUCAAAUACUAAUGCUGAGGAUAAUGAAUUCACAUUCAAUCAACCAUUAACAAUAGAACAGUUUAGUUCACAAUUUGCAGAGAAAACGUGUAGAAAAAAUCAAAAAAUGACUUUGAAGAAAGCACAAAAUACUAAUAUAGAGGUAAAUAAUAAAGAUCAACCUAGCACCAAAAGUCCAAGUACAAAUGUUAAUAUUUCUACAAGUGAAACCUUUGUAAAUGAAUCUACUAAAGUAUCAGCCACGAAUAAUGAUAUUUCAAAUAAAAAUGACAAGGUGUCAGAACUUGAUAGGUUUGUUGAUGAUAAUUCUAAAAAUACUUCAAAAAUAUCAUUGCCGCCGUGCUCUGGUUCUAAAUUAGAAUCUACAAAAUCAGUGAAUAUGGAUCUUGAGCGUUCACCUAAAAAGUUAGAAAGUAAUAAUACAAAUAAAUUAGUACCAGUAAAAUCUAAAUUAAAAAAGUGGUCUUGUGAUGCAUGUUGGGUUUCAAAUGAUGCUGACAUAAUAAAGUGUAUAGCUUGUCAAACUCCCAAGUGUGAAAAAACACAAACACCAGUAUUAAAUGUUAUCAAAUCUGUCAAAUCAAGUACAUGGACUUGUGAAACUUGUUGGGUUCCCAAUAAAAAUGAAAUUGAAGUAUGUGUCGCAUGCCAAACACAAAAGCCUGGUACUACAAAGAAAACUGUGGUACAAAGUAAUACUUGGACUUGUGAUGGUUGUUGGGUAAAAAAUAAAAGUGAUUGUACUACUUGUAUUUCAUGCGGAACAGCAAAGCCUGGGUCUGCUCCUGAAAAUAAAUCUUUGCCUUCAACUCAAUUUAAAUUUGGAUUAAAUAACAACACCUUUGAAAAUUCCGGCGCCAGUCAGUUUAAAUUUGGAUUUGAUAGUAAAAAUGUUCAACCAUCUAAUCAGUUUAAAUUUGGAAGCGCUGCACCAUUUGCAAGUUCUGAUAAUGCCAAAUCAGAUACUGCCAAUGAAUUUAAAUUUGGCUUAGUUAACAAUAAAGCUGAUCAACCCCUUACUACAUUCAAAUUUGGCACUGAUAGUUUAUCAAGUUUGCCAGUAAAGAAAUUAAACGAGGAAUCAAAUAUCAAUAAAAGUGAUAAUUCUGAAACUCAGUUUAAGUUCGGUAUUGAAACUAAACCAAAUCAACCUGAUAGUCAGUUUAAGUUUGGUGUUGAAACUAAACCAAAUCAACCUGAUAGUCAGUUUAAGUUCGGUGUUGAAACUAAACCAAAUCAACCUGAUAGUCAGUUUAAGUUUGGGCUUAGUGCCACAACUAAUAAACCAACUGCACAAUUUAAAUUUGGUUCAGAUAAAGUUGAAAUUGAAAAAUCUGUUCAUCAAAAUCCUGUUGUUGAUAAUAAUAUAAUUAAACAAUCCACAAAUGAAUUUAAAUCAUUAGUAAAUAAUAAAAAUGAAGAAUUAGAAAAAUCAUUAGAGUUACAAAGCCAAAGUAAUAAGCGUAAAGUUAAUGAUACAAAUGAAAAUAGCAGUCCUAAAAUAUCUUUUGGUUCUGUUGCAACUAACAGUAGUACCUCAAAUUCAUUAGUUAAUGUUGGUCAAAAAAAUGAAGAUCUAUCUAAAGAGAAAUUUGUAUGGGAUAACAAAGUAAAAAAAAUUGAAAUUAAGCCAAUAAUGAAUUUUGGUUCAAUUCAGCCUGUUCAAUCUGCUACUGAAAAUACAAAUCAGUUAGUAAAUGGACAUUCACAUCUUAAUGAAACUUUGAAUGAAGAUCAAAAACAACCCGGUUUGAUUAAGACUUCUCAGUUAUUCAGUUUUGGUUCUUUAGCAAAACCAGAUCAAAAUGCGCCUGUUGACCAAAAAAGUCCUAAAAUGUUUACUUUUGGAUCAGCAACUAAUGAUAACAAAUCGUUUAGUUCACCAAUAAUGGGUAGUAGUAGUUUUCCUAGUACUGCUCCAGUUUUUGGUGCAAGUAAUUCUAUUUUUGGUAGUGGUACUACUACAUCGGCUCCAGCAACAUUGGGUUCAUCUACAUUAACACCUCAAUUUUCAUUUGGUUCAUUAGCUCCUCAGGUUCCAAGCAGUUUUUUCUCAAAGUCUUCUAAUGACAAUGAUAAAAAACCAUUAGCUCAAACGUCAAAUUCUUUCAAUUCUACAAAUGUUGGGUUUUCAUUUGGUGCACAAUCUCCACCUGUAUUUAGUGUUCCCAAUGCUGGAGGACCUAUAAAAAUGUCUGCAAUGGGUGAUGAUCAGACUAAAUGUACAACAAACAAUAUAUUCAAUCAACCAAGCAUCAAACCAUCUGUUAAAUUAGAUCCUAAUGCACCUAUAUCAAUUAAUUUUACUGGUGGAGCAACUACUCAAUUUACUGCCAAACCAGAAACAACUGAGCCACCUACUAAAAGAAAAAUUUUAAAACCUGUUAGAAGGAUUCGGUAAAACAUGGAUAUACUGCUUGUGUAUUUUGUAAGUUACAUUGUUUUUAUUGUGUAACAAAAAUAAAUGUAAUAUUAAAAUUGUUCAAUGUUUGAACUGAUUCUUGUCAUUAUAUUUGUAUAAUAAUAUUCUGUGGUUAACAAUAGCUUAUUUAAAAACAGGUUGAGGUCAAUAUUUUUUUAAACAGAUAAACAAUUAUUAUUUGGAUAUAAAAUUACAUUUGACAACAUAUUUUGAUGGCGCACAGAAUUUGGAGAUAUGUUAAUAACAUAUUAAUGAAUUAGUUUUUAAUUUUAAUUUGAACUAUCUGAAUCAAACUAUCUACUAACUACAUUAAACUAUCUGUCAAAUGGGUUUUUUUUUAAAUAUUAUUUUAGUAAAAAAUAAAUAAAUUUAUAAUCAACUAUUGUCUAUGUUUUAAUUUUUGAUAUUUUGAAUUGUGUAACUUAUUUAAAAGAAAUUUUAUAAUUAAAUAAAUGUAUGCAUUUCUCUAAGAAUUUGUUUCCAACAGUUGAAAUUUUACUUAUUUUUAUAGGUAUAACUUAAAAAUUAUAUAUAUAAAAUAAAAAUAAAAAAAUCAUAAUUCACUACAGCUCGCAAUGCAAUUAAGAAUAUGCUAAUGUUUUAUAUCUUAAUUAUGUACAUAAUAAUUGUUCUAUGUUUCUUAUUUUUGCUAGUUAUUUUUUAGCCAUUUUAAUUUUGUUACUUAUAAUUAAUUCAUUAAAUUAAAUCUGAAAAUUAUUUACUAUAAAAAUAUCAUUAACUAAUUCAACAUUUAAAAUACUAGUAUUUUCUUCUUACUGUGCGCCACCUUUUCACUUUUAAAAUCAUAUUCAAACCGUUUGUAACGUAUAUAUUUUAUUUUCGUUAAUUUAAUACAUUGAUACACAUUAACAUAUUUUAUUGUUAAAUAUUUGCUUUAUGUUAAAAAAAAAAACAUGUAACUGUUUAAAAAUGAUAAAAAUUUAUUAAAUGGAUGUACAACUAUAUUGUUUUAGUGAGUUUAAUUAAUUUAAUUAUCAUUUAAUGGCUAUUAUGUGCCAUUUUAUUGUUAUAAUACAAAACAAUUAUAAAGUGUUAUUAUUUAAUAACUCUCGUGGUAUACAGAACACAACAUUUUUUAUUAAAUGUUGUUUAUUAUAUAUGUUAAAUAAUAUGUUUCUUUUCUUUUAGUGGUUAUAUUUGUUUUAAGUGUAAUAUUCUAAGUCUGACCCAAGGAAUUUCUAUUGGCAACAGAAGUGUGGUUAUACUGUAUGAUUUAUAUUCAAAUGGUCCCUUAUUUUUAUUUCACAAAAUAAUUCCUAAAUAUACAGGUAUUAUAUUUUAUUUUUGUAUAGUAAAAUGUAAAAAAUAACUAUUACAUUACUAGUUAAAAGUUAGCCAAAUGGCUUGGAUGUCUGUGAUAUUCUUGUGGGUCAGGCUAUGUUCGGUGAUAAUUAUCGAAAACUAUAGCAGGCUCACUCCUUUGAAAUAAAUGUAUUUUUAAUUUAAAAACUUAAAUAUACAUUUAAUAUGCUAUAUAUAAAAAAAAAGUAAAAUGAUAUUUUAGAAUUUUUUUAAAUUUCAGACUGUUUAUUUCCAUUUACUUAGUUAUGCAUCAGUAAGUAGUUAUUAUUAUAUUGUUGUCUUUUUUUUUAUAUAUAUACAUUUGUUGUAAAGUGUUGCUGAUUAAUAUUUUGUAAACCGAUAAGUGGAAAUAAACUAAUUUGACUGUGAUGUAAGGAUAUAAUUUAUUUUUGUCCAAGUGAGUAAUUUUAGGAGUAAGGCUGCUAAUUUGAGCUUCAUGUAGCCUAUUUUUCUUUAUAAAGUGUACAGUCUUUUAGUUAACAUAAGUGUACUUUAAGUCUUUAUAAAUUUAAUUUUAUAAUAGUUAACAUUACAUUUCUUAAAAAAUUGUAAUUUAGGUACAAUACAUAAUAAAAUUAUAUGUUUUGUUUAUUUUUUAAA
Molecule: messenger RNA, 5869 nt
Organism: Rhopalosiphum padi (bird cherry-oat aphid)
Lineage: Eukaryota; Metazoa; Arthropoda; Insecta; Hemiptera; Aphididae
Gene: Nup153
Product: nuclear pore complex protein Nup153
Exons: 11
Coding region: 314-3925 (1203 amino acids)
Biological process (GO): RNA export from nucleus; protein import into nucleus
Cellular component (GO): nuclear pore
Molecular function (GO): structural constituent of nuclear pore
Source: RefSeq, a predicted model, not a curated record